Molecule: messenger RNA, 1719 nt
Organism: Bradysia coprophila
Lineage: Eukaryota; Metazoa; Arthropoda; Insecta; Diptera; Sciaridae
Product: cytochrome P450 4g15-like
Molecular function (GO): heme binding; iron ion binding; monooxygenase activity
Source: RefSeq, a predicted model, not a curated record
UUUGUGCAUGAAACGCAGCUUCUCCAUACGAUGACGGUGAACUUGUUAGCAUUGUUUGGCCUGGAAAGUGCUGGCAUUGGGCUUUCUACCGCCUUUAUGCUACUUAUUUCCAGUAUAUUGAUCAUAACAGUCAUUCACAUGUACUUUAAAUCACAAGAAUCAUACAAAUUGGCAAUACAAAUUCCUGGACCGACUCCAUUGCCCAUAAUAGGUAAUGUUCUCUUGGGAAUAGGAAGAACACCGAAUGAAAUGAUGGAAGAGCUUAUGAAACUCAACGGACUCCACGGUGAUGUGGCGAGGGGAUUUCUGGGAUACAAAGUCAUAAUUUUUCUAACGGAUCCGCGUGAUGUUGAACUCAUUCUCAAUAGUAAUGUCCAUUUGACGAAAUCUAGCGAAUAUCGUUUCUUCAAGCCGUGGCUUGGCGACGGAAUAUUGCUUAGUAGUGGCGAUAAAUGGCGUUCGCAUCGUAAAUUAAUUGCACCGGCAUUUCAUCAACUUGUGUUAAAAAGUUUUGUUGGCGCAUUCAAUCGAAAUAGUUGGCAAUUAGUGAAUCGACUCCAAAAUGAGGUCGGCCGCGAGUUCGACGUGCACGAUUAUCUGAGUGAAGUGACUGUUGAUAUUUUAUUGGAAACGGCUAUGGGGCAUCCAAAAACGCAUGACGAUCACGGUGGAUAUGAAUAUGCAAUGGCAGUUAUGAAAUUGUGCGACAUAAUUUUUAAACGAAACCAAAUAUUUUAUCUACGGCCUGAUAUCAUAUUCAAUCGUCUGGGUAUUAAGAAGCAGCAAGACUCAUUGGUCAAUACAAUUCAUACUUUGACCACAAAAGUGCUGCGAAAAAAGAGCGACCAAUUGAAAAAGUCAUUUGACAGCGGAGGAAUCAAAAAGACCGUUUACAGUGAACUGUUGAACAGCAAAGAUGAUGAUAUAGUUCAGGAUGACACUGAAGAUCCGACGGUUGGUGAGAAGAAUCGAUUAGCAUUUUUGGAUUUGAUGCUCGAAUCAACGUAUAGUGGUGCAAGUAUAACGGAAACCGAGAUCAAGGAGGAAGUCGACACGAUAAUGUUCGAAGGGCAUGAUACGACAGCGGCUGGAUCUAGUUUCGUGUUGUGUUUGUUGGCCUGUCAUCAAGAGAUACAAGAUCGUGUAUUUGCCGAGCAAAAGCAAAUAUUCGGCGAUUCCAAUCGACCGGCCACAUUUGCAGAUACUCUACAAAUGAACUACUUGGAGCGCGUAAUCUUUGAGACAUUGCGUAUGUAUCCGCCAGUGCCCGCUAUAGGUCGUGAGGUAAAAGAAAAUGUGAGACUUGCAUCCAGACCGUACACAAUUCCAGCUGGUUCGACUGUUGCCAUUGUAACGUACAAGAUUCAUCGACACAAAGAUAUUUACGACAAUCCAGAUGUUUUCGAUCCGGACAAUUUCCUUCCAGAACGUACGCAAAACCGUCACUACUACGGCUUCAUUCCUUUCAGUGCAGGACCACGCAGCUGUGUCGGCCGUAAAUAUGCCAUUCUCAAGUUGAAAAUUCUGCUGUCGACGAUUUUGCGCAGCUACAAAAUCUAUUCGAGUUGCACCGAGGCUGAUUUCAAACUUCAAGCUGACAUCAUUCUUAAGCGAACCGAUGGUUUUCGCAUCCGCGUUGAACCGAGAUAAGACCAACCGAUUAUGUUUCAGCAAAACCGUAGAGGCGACACAAGAACUAAAUAAAUUGUUGUCAUUUGA